This is a messenger RNA of Paramisgurnus dabryanus, 1348 nucleotides long. NCBI's taxonomy places the organism in Eukaryota, Metazoa, Chordata, Actinopteri, Cypriniformes, Cobitidae. The record is from RefSeq and is a predicted model, not a curated record.
UUGUGACGCAAUGAGGGCGUGGCCUCCGGUAAAGCCAUUGAAAUAGGCCGGAGUGACGGAAGAGCUUUCCGCUGUUUGCGUAACUGUCGGUGGAGAGCGCAGUCUGACAUCGCUGGGAGGAAAAUGUCCUGUUGGUUGAGGGAAGAGACUUUAAAGCUGGCAGAAGAUUAUCUCAGAUUCUGCAGUGGGAACCAACAGACGCCUCCCAGCGAGUCAGCACAAGCCAUGAGAUACCUGGCCAAAGAGUUGGAGCAGCAACACAGAAACAAAUUCCGGUCGCUCUCCCUGGAAUUCCUGGACACAUGCGGAUCAGAUCCCAGCAAGUGUUUGCAAAGCGUGAUGAGGGAACUGGUAGGAGAUGGCAAACUUAACUGGGGAAGGGUGGUCUCCAUCUUUACUUUCACUGGAGUGCUGGCCAAUGAGCUUUUGUCCAGAGGAGAGGAUUCGGGAUGCUCCUUGAGACUGGCCGAAACCAUAGCUGACUACCUGGGAGUGGAAAAACAGGACUGGUUGAUGGAAAAUGGAGGCUGGGAGGGUUUCUGCAGGUUUUUUCACAACGCCAGACAGCUGAACCAAGAGUCCUCAAUGAAGACCGCACUGUUCGCCGCAGCAGGAGUGGGUUUAGCCGGUUUAACGUUUCUCUUAGUCCGCUGAACACUUUAGGUUUUCUUUAACACACAUACGUAAGCACCUGACCUUUGUUUCCUGCCCAUUUUAAAAUGGCUCCUAUUGAGAAAACUUUCUUCAAGUUCUCAAUCGAAUGUUUUCUCCACAUCCACAUCUGGUAAUUCAUGAUGAUUGUACAUUCUGGACAUGGCCUUUAGGACAAAAGAUGUCAGUUCUUUACAUAUCUAACAUGGUGCUUUUAUUUUGUAAUUUCUCUUGUCACCCGUUCCUGUGUAAAUAUUGUUAGUUUAGAUAGUAUUUUCUGUAAGAGAGGAAUGAAACGAUACAACAUCGCUUCAUGCCGCUUCUCCAAUAUUAUGUUAACCCAUUAGAGUGCGCAUAUAUUUUAUAUCAACAUAUACCACAUUAUGUUCCUCAUCAGACCACUGUUCGCCGCCUUCACUUGUGGUUUACAAUUGAUAUUUACGCUUUUGGGAUGUCUCUCUUGGUUUCGUCCUAAAGGUCAUUUGUUUUAAAGGUGCUACCUUGUAGCUUCUUUUAUUUUUGUGAUUAUUCUGCCCACUUGUAAGUGACCAGUUUACUUUGUAAAUUUAUUUAUUUACCUUGUAAGAACAAAUUAUUACUAUUUAGGCAAUUCCCAACAAUUGACAAAGCAUUAUAUUUUUGCAUUGUUUUAUUUAUUAACUUCUUUCUUAAUAAAAUAAUUUUACUGUAAAUAUCA